AGUAAAGAAAAAUAUGCAAGCCUCAAGGGACAAAAUAAAAGCCAAAAAGCAAGCUUCCAGGGCUGCAGCUCACACUUUUGUUCCUGGGGAAAAGGUGCUGAGGAGAAACAUCAGAAGUCAGCAGAGGAAAGGAGGGAAGUUAGAGAGAGAUUUUCUGGGACCCUUCACAAUUACCUCUUUACAAGGCAAAAGUGCUAAUUUAGUAAAUGCUGAAGGUGGGAAAUUCACAAAAAUUAGUCUGGAUCACUUGAUUCCAGUUGUGGAGGAAGUAGCUCGAAUUCCCCACAGACUCAAAAUGUUAGACUCAAAAAGUUCAGCACCUCCAGUAGAAAGCACAGCACAUUUGGUCCUUAGCACAGCCCCUUCAGUCCCAAGCACAGCACCUCUGGUCCCAGAUACAGACUCUCCAGGCCAAGGCACAGAAUCUCUAGUUCCAGGCACAGCAUCUCCAGCCCAAAGCACAGCAUCUCUAGUUCCAGGCACAGAUUUUCCAGUCCAAAGCACAGCAUCUCCAGUCCCAGGCACAGAAUCUCUAGUUCCAGGCACAGAUUUUCCAGUCCAAAGCACAGCAUCUCCAGUCCCAGGCACAGCAUCUCCAGUCCCAGGCACAGAACCUCCAGUCCAAGAAUCUCCCGUCCCAGACACAGAAUCUCCCAUCCCAGACACAGAAUCUCCAGUCCCAGGCACAGCACCACUGGUCCCAAGCACAGCCAGUGCUCAAUCUAUCACAUGUUACAGUGAUCUUGAGAAUAUCAUCAGUGCAGUUUGGUCUGGUAGAAGUGAUUGUGUCCUGAUGGCCAAAAUUGGACCAUAUAAAAUCUUUGAGACGGACAUAGCACACCUUGGACCUGGCAGAGAAUUGGAGAGCGAGGUUAUUAAUUCAUACAUUUUUACACUGGUGAGGAAGCAUAACCAGGAGCACGAGGGCAAGGCUUACAUGAUUGACACCUUUGCAAUGACCAAAAUAUGGCAAGGGUCAUAUCAAAUGCUAAAAAAGGUAUGGUAA
This is a messenger RNA of Trichomycterus rosablanca, 1006 nucleotides long. RefSeq lists its product as uncharacterized. NCBI's taxonomy places the organism in Eukaryota, Metazoa, Chordata, Actinopteri, Siluriformes, Trichomycteridae. The record is from RefSeq and is a predicted model, not a curated record. The transcript is spliced from 3 exons. Bases 14 to 1006 code for a protein of 330 amino acids.